GCGAAAAAAUCCAAAUCCAGGAGAAUCCAAGUUGUGUUUACAAGUUACAAUGGCCGACGGCGUGGAUCUGAUUUCCUCGGAUUCCAUCCGCAAUAUGAAGGUUGCCGACCUGAAACGGGAACUUAAGGCAAGAGGUCUUUCGACGACCGGGAAUAAGAACGAACUUGCAGAGCGUCUAGAAGCAGCUGCCGGAAUCCCCAAAGAUAUAACAGAUGCACAACUUGAUGAAGCCCUGGAUCCGAGUCUCGACGUGAAUGAAGAUGAGGUCCUAUCUGAAGAUAGCCUCCUUCUGCAGACUGAGGGCAAGGCAAACAAUGGAGAUACAUUUCCAAGUGAAGAGGACAUAAUUUCGGCAACCACAACAAUCAUUAAGGAAUCUACCCCAUUAACAUUGACCAGAGAAGGUGCCACAGCGAAGCAAAAUGAAGAACCUGUGCAGCCUGCAUCUGAUGAUCCGAAAGACAAGAUUUCGAACAAACUAGGGCUAGUGAAGGUUAACGAAACACCAGCACCUGGAACUAAGUGCGUUUUGGCAACAGCCAAGGCCUCCCCAGAAAACCUCAGUCUCGAAGAGAGGCAAGCAUUACGCGCAAAAAAGUUCAACAUGCCACUGAGUGAUGGCGCACGGUUGAAGAUGCGGAUGGAGAGAUUUGGAGCUGUCGGUUCAAGUGAGAAGACCACCGUGAAGACAACACUGGGUGGCACGCCAAGAACCGGAGGAGCGUCAAUCAGGAGUAGUGUCCCUCCGGUGAACCUAGCGCAGUUGAAAAAGAGGGCAGAACGUUUCGGACAGAGUGUGUCUACGGUGGCCAAGAGUCUGGAAGAAAAGGAGCGGAUAAUGAAACGAAAAGAACGCUUCGGAGCACAAGAGGUCGAGGUAUCCAAGAGGGCAAAGACGUUAGUUACAUAGCAAUAACAUUUUGGGGCCACUCGAAGGAAGCAUAAGCACACUUGGAAAAAUAAAUUCAGCUUCAUUUAAGUACA
Ornithodoros turicata is the source of this 984-nucleotide messenger RNA. Its product is annotated as SAP domain-containing ribonucleoprotein-like. The transcript is spliced from 9 exons. The record is from RefSeq and is a predicted model, not a curated record. Gene Ontology annotation, cellular component: nucleus. Bases 50 to 910 code for a protein of 286 amino acids. Lineage: Eukaryota; Metazoa; Arthropoda; Arachnida; Ixodida; Argasidae. Gene Ontology annotation, biological process: poly(A)+ mRNA export from nucleus.